Odocoileus virginianus texanus is the source of this 2507-nucleotide messenger RNA. The record is from RefSeq and is a predicted model, not a curated record. Lineage: Eukaryota; Metazoa; Chordata; Mammalia; Artiodactyla; Cervidae.
CUAAACAGAGGAGCCUGGUGACUUACAGUUCAUAGGUCACAAAGAGUCAGAUAUGAGUGAACUGACUUGGCAUGCACUUAUGGGCCCAAUCCCAGUACAACUAAACCAGCUAGACUGGAAUUUCCAGAGUGAUCAUUGGACACAGAGAAAAUAAGAUUAAAGCACAAUUUAUUUUUAUUAUUGGGGCAAAGUCUACUCAUAAUAGAGUGCAAAGUGGAUGUAAUUGAUUGGUCUGUUUAUAUUGUAGAGGCCCAAGUUGAAUUGACAGGGAUUGUUAUAAAAGCUUUCAGGCUCACAGUCGUCUGAGUAAGAAGAGAAGGCGUCAAUGGAUCUGGCUGUGGCCCUGGUGCUCUGUCUCUCCUGUCUGCUUCUCCUCUCACUCUGGAAACAGAGCUCUGGGAAUGGGAAGCUCCCACCGGGCCCCACUCCUCUCCCGAUUCUUGGAAACAUCCUACAGUUAGAUGUUAAGAACAUCAGCAAAUCUUUAACCAGUCUCUCAAAAGUCUACGGCCCUGUGUUCACUGUGUAUUUUGGAAUGAAGCCCACAGUAGUCUUGCAUGGAUAUGAAGCGGUGAAGGAAGCUCUGAUUGAUUUGGGAGAGGAGUUUUCUAGAAGAGGCAGUUUCCCAGUGAUUGAAAGAAUUACUAAGGGAUAUGGAGUCGUAUUCAGCAACGGGAACUUAUGGAAGGAGACCCGGCGCUUCUCUCUCAUGACCCUGCGGAAUUUCGGGAUGGGGAAGAGGAGCAUUGAGGACCGCGUUCAAGAGGAAGCUCGCUGUCUGGUGGAGGAGUUGAGAAAAACCAAUGGUCAUUUAAUUCUUAAGGAAGGAAAUUUUUUUAACAUUGAAAUGACACAUAAAGAAACUCCAUUUGGAAACGGGCGCGGAGAUGCUUCUGGAAGUAACAUCGAGAUGGCUGCCCAAGGAGAACCCCAAGUUCAGUUCAAACUUGUUUUGGUUGGUGAUGGUAGUACUGGAAAAACUACAUUCGUGAAGCAUCAUCUGACUGGUGAAUUUGAGAAGUAUGUAGCUACCUUGGGUGUUGAGGUCCAUCCUCUUAUGUUCCAUACCAACGGAGGACCUAUUAAGUUCAAUGUAUGGGAUACAGCUGGUCAGGAGAAAUUUGGUGGACUGAGAGAUGGCUAUUAUAUACAAGCUCAGUGGGCCGUUAUAAUGUUUGAUGUAACAUCAAGAGUUACUUUCAAGAAUGUGCUUAACUGGCAUAGAGAUCUGGUACGAGUGUACUCACAGUGUUUUGAUUAUAAAGAUCAGACUUUUCUAAAUCUAUUGAAAACAAUAAAUGAAAAUAUCAAGAUUCUGGGCUCUCCGUGGAUGCAGCUCCUCAAUAUUUUCCCUGUGCUCCUUGAUUUUUUCCCAUGGAGUUAUAGUUAUAAAAAAUUUAUUACAAAUACUGCUUAUGUAAAAAAUUAUGUUUUGGAGAAAGCAAGGGAACACCAAGCAUCCCUGGAUAUUAACAAUCCUCGAGACUUUAUUGAUUGCUUCCUGAUCAAGAUGGAGCAGGAAAAACACAAUCAUCAAUCAGAAUAUACAUUUGAAAACCUGACAAUCACUGUAUCUGAUUUGUUUGGAGCUGGGACAGAGACAACGAGCACCACACUGAGAUAUGGGCUCCUCCUCCUGCUUAAGCACCCAGAGGUCACAGCUAAGAUCCAGGAAGAGAUCGACCGUGUGAUUGGCAGACACCGGAGCCCCUGCAUGCAGGACAGGACCCGCAUGCCCUACAUGGAUGCUGUGGUGCAUGAGAUCCAGAGAUACAUUGACCUGGCUCCCACGAGCGUACCUCAUGCUGUGAACUGUGAUGUUAAAUUCAGAAACUACCUCAUCCCCAAGGGCACAGAUAUAUUAACAUCACUGACUUCUGUGCUACAUGAUGACAAAGAAUUUCCCAACCCAGAGGUAUUUGACCCUGGCCACUUCCUGGAUGAGAAUGGCAACUUUAGGAAGAGCGACUAUUUCAUGGCUUUCUCAGCAGGAAAACGGAUUUGUGUGGGAGAGGGCCUGGCCCGCAUGGAGCUGUUUUUAUUCCUGACCACAAUUUUACAAAAAUUUACCCUGAAAUCUGUGCUUGACUCAAAAGACAUUGACACCACUCCAGCUGUUACUGGGAUAGCUAAUGUGCCGCCUCCUUACAAGCUCUGCUUCAUUCCUGUGUGAAGAAUGCUAGAUCAUACAGCUUCAUCUGUGGCAUUGCCUUUAACUCCCUUUCAUCGGGGGGCAUCGUUCACCAGUGUCAUGUUAAUCUUUCCUGAGAACACAUCUCUGACCUCUUCUCAUUCCCUGUGCAAUUUCACUACAGAAAUAUAUCUGCUAUUCUCCAUAUCCUGUAGUAUUUGUAUUGGCCAUCACAUAUACUAAUAGAUAUCUAAUAUUAAGUAGUAGUGUGUACCUAGUACCAUUGUACUCAGUACAAAGUAAUGCAUGAAUUAGUAUGUGCCAAUGAGACCUAUUUCUUCAGUGCAUGUUUCUAAUAAAAAGCAGAAUCUGAUGA